Messenger RNA from Phasianus colchicus (ring-necked pheasant), 2092 nucleotides. RefSeq names its product 4-hydroxyphenylpyruvate dioxygenase like (gene HPDL). Gene Ontology annotation, biological process: aromatic amino acid metabolic process. The record is from RefSeq and is a predicted model, not a curated record. Lineage: Eukaryota; Metazoa; Chordata; Aves; Galliformes; Phasianidae. Gene Ontology annotation, molecular function: 4-hydroxyphenylpyruvate dioxygenase activity.
GCUGGGGGCUCCGUCCCCGCAGCGCUCCGUGCCCGUCACCCCGCGUGGCUUUAGGACAAGGUCAGCACGGCCCCGUGCCGCUGCGGGAGCUCUGCGCUGGCCUCGGCGGCGGGGGUUACUGCGGUGCACGGCUGGCGGACACACCAGGGCAGUACGGGACCGUUUCGGAUGCAGAGCCGCCUCGUGCUCCCCAGUCUGCCCAUUGCGUGCGGGAUCGCCCCCAACCCAAACGCCAGUCCCUGUUGCAAACAUCACCUCGAGGACAAUGCGGGAGCAUGUUGGGCUGCGGCCCAACAUGUUAAGGGACGGGGGAGCAAAGUGAGCCCCAAAAGGUUAUGGGGAUGGCACUGUCCUCGGCGGCCCCUUGCAGCCGGAAAGCGCCUCAGAGACACUGAUUUAAAACACACGUUUGUGUGCACGCACUAGGGUCUGCGCAGAAUGGGGACACAGCUCCUUCCCCCGACAGCGAGCCCUCCCUUGACCUCAAUGUCUCCCCUACAGGAUGCCCGGCGAUGGCCGCCUCGCUGAGCCGCCCGUGCUUCCUGUCCCUCCACGUGCCCUACGGGCAGGGCUGCGCACAGGACCUGGCUGCCGCUUUCCGCUUCCAGCCCGUGGCCGUGCGGGAGACACCGCGUGUGAGGCAGCUGGCGCUGCGCCGGGGCGCUGCCGUCUUCCUCCUCAACCAGCGCCUGGCGCCGGCCGGCAUCUCCAACCACGAUUUCCUCUACGACGUGGACCCCCGUCCCACCCUGGGCACGGCCUCCAACGUCUGCCUGGAGGUGGAUGACGUGCCGGGGCUGUGCGCGCAGCUGCAGAGCCGGGGCUGCACCCUGCCCGUGCCCCCCAUUGAGGUGAGAGAUGAGCGCGGCUCUGUCACCUACGGCGUGGUGAGCUCCGCCGUGGGCAACAUCAGCCACACGCUGCUGGACCGCUCCCGCUACCGGGGGCCCUUCCUGCCCGGCUUCCAGCCUAUACGGGGAGCACCCCCUGGGGACGGCGUGGAGAUCUCCCACUUCGACCACAUCACCUACGUGUGCCCGCGGGGCGGCACGCAGGCUGCUCUGGAGUGGUACCAGCUCUGCUUCGGCUUUCGGCACUUCUCGCUGAGCCCACGGCAGCAGCCGGCGCAGGGCUUUGUGCUGGGUGGGCACGGGGCCGGCAUGCUCCUCCGCGCCCUGCAGAGCUCCCAGGGUUGCGGCUGCAAGCUCGUCCUUGCCGAGUCGCUUUCCGAAUCCAUCCCAAACCAAGUGGACACCUUCCUGGAGCAGCACGGUGGGGCCGGCAUCCAGCACGUGGGUCUGCGCACGCCUGACAUCGUGUCAGCCACCAGAGCCCUGCAGAGGGCGGGCGUGCGGUUUUUCACCCCCCCUGCUGCCUAUUACAGUCAGGGGGGCAAGGAGGAGGAGGUGCGGGGUGCCGGGCAGGAUCCCUGCACGCUGGCAGAGCUGGGCAUCCUGCUGGACACCGCCGUGCAUGGGGACAGCGGGCAGCUGGGCAGCAGUGCUGGGGUAAGCCCUGCACAGAGUUACUUGAUGCAGAUCUUCACCCAUCCCCUCUUCUCCGAGGAGACCUUCUUUCUGGAGCUCAUAGAGCGACACGGAGCUCCUGGCUUUGGGGAAGGCAACAUACAGGCGCUGUGGAAAGCUGUGCAGGUCUAUAUGGACCAGAGGCAGUAGAGGCUGGCAGUGUCCCUUCUCUCUGUCCCAACCCUGGGGCAAUACACUGCAGAAAUACCAAACGAUAGCCGUGGCACAGCAAUACGGUCCAAGGCACUCAACCCAGACACGCUCCAGUGCUGCAGCACAGUGCUCAGAAAUAGGUUCUGGGAGCUCUGAGCAGCCCCCAGGGGAGAUGGAGAGGGCUUUCUCCUCCUUAACCAGAUGUGAAGGACCUCCUGCCUUGAUUUCACCUGAAUCUAAUGAAAGUUGUACCUGAAGCAUACGGCUGAGGACAUUGCUGGCACUGCCACAACUUCACUGUGGGAGACAAGGAGAGCACUACAGACAUGGCUGCUUACUAGCAGACAUCAUCCAAGGCACCACAGGGCAAGUGACUGCCCCUUCAUCACCUAAAUUAAAGAAUUAACCUGAAA